Molecule: messenger RNA, 1354 nt
Organism: Spea bombifrons (plains spadefoot toad)
Lineage: Eukaryota; Metazoa; Chordata; Amphibia; Anura; Pelobatidae
Gene: QNG1
Product: Q-nucleotide N-glycosylase 1
Exons: 1
Coding region: 80-1105 (341 amino acids)
Source: RefSeq, a predicted model, not a curated record
CGAGACCCGGAAAAGUAAAAAUAACGAAGUGGAUAGAUAUCGCUACGUUGAAUGUUGUAGAGCUCACUAGCAUUAUAUAAUGUCAGCACCACUUCAACCCAGAGAGGCUGGUAAAUUCAUUGCCGAGAACAGCAAAGAUGUAUUUGUGGAUUCAGAGGGCAUUUGGAAGCUUGCAGAGAAAUUGUUUGAGAAGAUCAACAGAAAAGAAAUCACACUGGCUGGCUGGAAGUCCCUGCAUGAGCUAAACCCACAAAGUUCUGGAGAAGAUGCUGUCAACUGGGUGUUCUUUGCGGACACUCUAAAUUUCUCUUUCUGGUCUGAGAGUGAAGAACAAAAGUAUCUAGUCAAGUACAAUGGAAAGGAGUACACUGGAUACUGGUCCUUAUGUGCAGCAAUAAACAGAGCCUUGGAUGAAGGAAUACCAAUCACCAGUGCCUCCUACUAUUCCAAUAUUACCAUGGACCACUUAAAACACGUAUUACGCUCCGACUCCGAUUUUCCCAUUCCGAUGAUAGAAGAACGGCUGCAAAUCCUUCACGACACUGGAAAGAUCCUUGUAGAAACGUUUGGAGGUUCCUUCCUGAAUGUUGUAAAGAUGAGUGAAAAGAGUGCGAUGGCGUUAAUGCAUUUGGUGGUGAAGCAUUUCCCAUCAUACUGUGAUGAGGCGACCUUUCAGGGUGAGAAGGUGGCCUUCUACAAACGUGCCCAGAUUCUUGUUGGUGACAUAUGGGGGGUACUAGAAGGCAAAGGUGAUGGCUGCUUCUAUGACAUUUCUAAAAUCACCAUGUUUGCAGACUACAGGAUUCCUCAAGCCUUGGUUCACUUUGGAGUCAUGAGAUACUCAAAGGAGCUGCUGCAAAAGCUACAUAAAGGUUGGCUUUUCCAAAACGGUGACGUGGAAGAAAUAGAGAUCCGUGGUUGCUCCAUCUGGGCUGUGGAGCUUAUCUGUGAACACAUACGAGAACUUUUUAAGAAAAAAGGGGAGAAAAUGAGCAAUGAGAUCAACCCUGUUUUGAUUGACCACUUCCUUUGGGACUAUGCUCGUGAUAACAGAGUGGAGAUAGACAUAAUUCCCCUUCACAGGGUGCGCUGCAUCUACUAUUAGUUUAACCUGAAACAUGAUCCCACUUAUUCAGUACUUGUGUAUGCAAAGUUUGGGAUAGUUCUGAUGCAUUGUACCAAGAAAUUCAAAACAAUGCAUAGGGAGAGGUUUUAUGAGAUGAUUAUAAAUUGCACUUCCAUAGCAAUGAAAGCACUGUUCCUGCAGUUAGCGCCACAUUUAGAAUUGUUCAUUUAAAAUUUAAAUCUUAGGCUUUUUAGCAGCUAACAGUGGUCUGUGAUUUAACUGAUCCUU